UGAUGGUGGUCGUCGUGGCGGCGGUGGUGGCAGCGGCGGCAGCGGCGGCAGGGCGAGGCGUGGGGACGCCAGACGCCAGGCGUCAAAGCAGCAGCGUGCACUGCGACCACAGAUGAUCUGCUCUCUGCCCAGGUAUGACUUGCAGAACACACCGUCGCGGGCACAUGGUGUUUCGGAAGAACUGGAAACACGCCUGCGCGUCGCUGGCUGCGAAAUCAUCCAGAGCGCAGGCAUCCUCCUCAAUUGCAACCAGGUGGUGAUGGCGUGUGCGCAAAUCCUGUACCAGCGGUUCUACUAUCGACAGUCAUUUGCCACGCAACGCUUUGAGGUGACAGCCAUGGGCUGCUUGUUUUUGGCAAGCAAGGUGGAGGAAGAACAGCAACGCUUGCGUAUCCUCAUGAACGUGUGUCGACAUGUUCUCUUCACCAUGUCAAAGAAUUACGAACCAGGGCAGCUGGUGGAGCCCUUGGAGCUUGGCGGAGACGCGUACCACAACCUCAAGCACCGCGUUAUCAAGGCAGAGCGCCUUGUGCUCAAAGAGCUCGGGUUCUGCGUUCACCUGGACCACCCACACAAGUUGAUUAUCAGUAUGCAGAGCGUGUUAUCGCUGGAGGACAACGAGGCGCUUGCACAACGCGCAUGGAACUACAUGAACGACGGCCUGCGCACGACCGUGUUUGUGCGGUACACCACGGCCACCAUCGCCUGCGCGUGCCUGGAUCUCGCCUGCACGGACGUAGGCAUUUCUCUGCCAGACCAGUGGUACGAGCUUUUUGACGCCAGCGAAUCCCACGUCGCACAUGCCCGAAACACGAUUCGCGCGCUGUAUCAAAUGGGCCCGGUGGUGCUGGAUGAUAUUGUUUCUUCCAUCUCCAACGUCGCUGAUGCAUGUGGCUCAUCUGCGUAUCGCCGCAUGCCGGCUUUGCAGCUGCGAGCCGUCGGCGACACGUCGUCCGUCUCUACCGGUGCAAGCGUUUCUCGCCGUGGGUCGCCAGCCACGGGCACGCCCUCUGCAACGCACACCACCCCAGACCUGACACCAGCAACAUCAGACACAGCCACGGCUGCAGCCACAGCGACAAGAGCGGGCGCGUCUGAGUCUGCCAGCGCACCUGUGUCUAGUGCACGCCCUGCGUUGAUCACCCAGCCGCCGAUGGCGCCGCCCCAGCCUGGUCUCAUGGGGUUUGCACCAGCGCCAUCGAUGGGUGCGCCUGCCGCACCUGCCGCGCCUGCCGCACCUGCCGCUUUUGGCGGCCCCAUCAACACUGCUCCGCCCAGCAGGCUACGCGUCGCACGCGGCCCGCCCCCUUCCUCCUCCUCACAACAACAGCAGCAACAGCACGCGGCGCACUCACGACCAUCCUCAUUAGAUCGGGAGCGCGACAGGUUACGAGACGCGGAAAGAAGACGUGGAGGAGAAGAGGACCGCUACCGUGAUGACUACAGAAGCAGAAGCAGACACGACCGCCGUCGUGGAGCAGGCCGUCGCUGAAACAGCUCACAUUGAUGCCGACAAGGAGUGGAGGAGUUGGAGGAUGAGGGUGGCAGCAGCAUCAGCCAUCAUGUCAUGUGCUUCUCCUUUCUGCUCUGCCUCACUGCUGGUUUGUGUGCAUCUUCUGUUAAUUUUCCACGUGUGUAAAUGAAUACAGGAUACGCCAGAUAGCUUUUACACCCGUGUACAUUGACACCUAUGUAUAUUUUCC
This is a messenger RNA of Salpingoeca rosetta, 1703 nucleotides long. RefSeq lists its product as uncharacterized. Lineage: Eukaryota; Choanoflagellata; Craspedida; Salpingoecidae. Gene Ontology annotation, cellular component: nucleus. Gene Ontology annotation, molecular function: cyclin-dependent protein serine/threonine kinase regulator activity. The record is from RefSeq and is a predicted model, not a curated record. The transcript is spliced from 9 exons. Bases 113 to 1492 code for a protein of 459 amino acids. Gene Ontology annotation, biological process: regulation of transcription by RNA polymerase II.